GCGUAUUUAACGUUCGUUUGAUAUAUUAUCCGACCAGAUAACAGGCCAGAGAUUAUCGCCACUUAGCAAAUGUGUACGCAAAUUUACUGUUUCAGGGUUUAACGGCUUCUUGGAGAAAAUCAUACUAGAAAAGUCGAGAUCCCCCCCUCAAUUGAAUUAACGGCUUGACACAGGCUGUCUGUAACGUUACCGUUGUCAGAUUAACACGAUAUCCUGAUCCAAAGAGGAUGGCUCCUGUCUUGGUGCUCUGGCUGGCCGUGUGCCUCAGUGGGACGUGGGCUGUGGACAAGGGCAACUUCAAGACCUGUGACCAGAGUGCCUUCUGCAAACGUCAGCGUGCGUUGAAGCCUGGCGAGUCUCCCUAUCGAGCCCUGCUGGAGACCAUGGAGCUGACCAAUACCAGACUCACCCUGCAGCUCAUCAAUGACAACAAUAAGGUGCGUCUGCUGCUGGAGCUCUACCGUCUACAGGGAAACAUAACGAGGGUGAAGAUUAACGAGCUCAAGCCUCUGAAGCCGCGCUACGAGGUCCCAGACGUGCUCAUCAGGGAGCCACCUACUGAGCCCCUGUCUCUCUUGUCUCAGGACGAGAAUGGGGUAGUGCUGUCCCUGGGGCCGGAGUCUCAGAGGGUCAUCGUCAGUGCCCGUCCCUUCCGAUUGGACAUCAUGGAAGGGCGAGACGUGCUGAUGUCGCUGAACUCGCGCGGCCUGCUGGCCUUUGAGCACCUGAGGAUCCGCAAGGACACUUUCUCCUAUAAAGUAACUAGCACAGUGGCUAGCGUGUGGGAUAAUAUCAAGAGGGUAUUCUCUAGUCAGGCAGCUCCAGAGGCAGAGAAGAAAGAGGAGGCUGAUCCGGCGAACCAGGGCGAGACAGCAAAAGAAGAGGAAGAGAAAGUAGAAGACGGGAUGUGGGAGGAAACAUUUAAAUCGCACUCAGACAGCAAACCUAAUGGUCCAUCUGCCGUUAGUUUAGACUUUUCAUUGCCAGGGGUGGAGCACGUGUACGGCAUCCCAGAACACGCAGACAACCUCCGGCUCAAAACAACAGACAAUGGUGAUCCAUAUCGGCUCUACAACCUGGAUGUGUUCCAGUACGAGCUGUAUAACCCUAUGGCCCUUUACGGCGCUGUCCCAGUCAUGUUGGCCCACAGCUCCCAGCGGACCACAGGCAUCUUCUGGCUUAAUGCCGCUGAGACUUGGGUGGAUAUCAGCUCCAACACAGCUGGAAAGACUGUGUUUGGGAAAAUGCUGGAUUAUGUGCAGGGCUCCAGUGAGACGCCGCAGACAGACGUCCGUUGGAUCUCUGAAAGCGGUAUCAUCGAUGUCUUUAUUAUGCUUGGACCAACACCCAACGACGUCUUCUCUCAGUAUGCCUCCCUCACAGGCACCCAGUCCUUCCCUCCCCUUGCUGCCCUGGCCUACCACCAAUGCCGCUGGAACUACAAUGACCAGGAAGACGUGCAGACAGUGGAUGCAGGCUUUGACGAGCACGACAUCCCCUAUGACUUUAUCUGGCUCGACAUCGAGCACACCGAUGGCAAGCGCUACUUCACUUGGGAUCCACACAAGUUUGCAACACCGAAGGAAAUGCUGCAGGGUCUCUUGGAAAAGAAACGCAAGAUGGUGGCCAUUGUGGACCCUCAUAUCAAAGUAGAUAGCAACUACAAGAUCCAUAAUGAAAUCCGCUCUCGGGGUUUCUAUAUCAAGAAUAAAGAUGGUGGAGACUACGAGGGCUGGUGCUGGCCUGGUAGUGCCGGCUAUCCAGACUUCACCCGUGAAGACAUGAGGGCCUGGUGGGCCAGCAUGUUCGCCUACGAUCAGUACGAGGGUUCCAUGGAGAACCUGUAUACAUGGAACGACAUGAACGAGCCGUCGGUCUUUAACGGGCCUGAGGUCACAAUGCACAAGGACGCGGUGCACGGAGCCUGGGAGCACCGUGACCUGCACAACAUAUAUGGCUUCUAUGUGCAAAUGGCCACAGCGGAGGGUCUGAUCCAGCGGUCGGGAGGAGUUGAGCGACCAUUUGUUCUGACCAGAGCCUUCUUUGCUGGGUCACAGCGCUACGGUGCUGUGUGGACUGGAGAUAAUGCUGCUGAGUGGGACCAUCUGAAGAUCUCUAUCCCCAUGUGUCUGAGCCUGGGCCUGGUUGGAAUGUCUUUCUGUGGUGCUGACGUCGGUGGUUUCUUCAAGACUCCGAGCACUGAGCUGCUGGUGCGUUGGUACCAGACGGGGGCGUACCAGCCGUUCUUCAGGGCCCACGCCCACCUGGACACCCCCCGCCGUGAGCCCUGGCUGUUUGGCCCAGAAAACACAGCGCUGAUCCGUGAAGCUGUUCGCCAGCGGUACACCCUCCUGCCCUACUGGUACCAGCAGUUCUACCACGCCCACCGUACCGGACAGCCUGUGAUGAGACCGCUGUGGGUGGAGUAUCCUCAGGAUCCUGCUACUUUCGCUCUGGAUGACGAGUUCUUGAUCGGGAGAGACUUGCUGGUGCACCCAGUUACUGAGGAGGGAUCCAGGGGAGUCACAGCCUACCUGCCUGGCAAAGACGAGGUUUGGUUUGACGUCCACACCUUCCAGAAGCACAACGGCGCCCAGAACCUCUACAUCCCUGUCACCAUGAGCUCUAUCCCCGUGUUCCAGCGAGGCGGCUCCAUUAUUCCCAGGAAGCUUCGAGUUCGGAGGUCUUCCACCUGCAUGGAGGACGAUCCCUACACGUUAUUUGUGGCUCUUAACCCCCAGAGAGCUGCCGAGGGUGAGCUCUACAUAGACGAUGGCCACACCUUCAACUAUGAAAAGAAGGAUUUCAUCCACAGGAGGCUGUCCUUUGCCAACAACGUCCUCUCUUCUGUUAACCUGGCUCCAGAUGCCCAGUUUUCCACCCGCUCCUGGAUUGAACGCAUUGUCAUACUAGGAGCCAGUAAGCCCAACAAGGUUACCCUUAAGGCUGCUGAAGGUCAGGAGAGCCAGGUAGAGUUUGAGUUCGAUGCCUCCAUGUCAGUGUUGACGCUCCGCAAGCCCGGCAUGAACGCAGGGCUGGACUGGGCUGUGAAUCUUCAGUAACCACAGAGACGGAGGAGGAGGAGGAGCAGCAGCAGGAGGAGAAGAUGACUGACCUGGAUUAAGUGGAAGAAAGAACCAGAAAAAGGCACUAAUACCCAUGACUAACUAAAGCAAGACUACUGGAUAGCCAUUGAGGAAAUUUAAGGACAUAAACACACACAACACAUUAAAUACAGUUUUAAUCCCUACACACACCCCCCAUGUUGAUAUGUUUAGUCGAACUGAGCCACGCAACGUCUCUGCCGUGUCCCUCUUGUGUUCAGUCGCAGUGUAAUACCUAUAAAAAAAGAAUAAAAAUUUAAAAGAGGGUUACUACUAGAUAGAUAAUUAUGUUUGUCACGUUUUGUCAGAGAUGACAAUUGAACAACACAAAAAAUGUCAUUGUAAUGAAUCUUUGGGGAUAAGAAAGAAAACAUUCGAGGACUCGGUUAACUUUUUUAAAUGAAUUGUCCACUUGGUUGUACAUCCAGUCUGCCUCAGAGAAAAGAUCACUGUGUGGGGAUUGUUUGCUAUUUAAAAUGAAGGUUCACAUUCAAAGCACAUGCUCCACCUGCUGGGGAUUCCCUCUAUCUGUUUCUGACUUGAAACUCUCCAAAAAAGACAUUCAUUCCAUCCCUCUUUUAAGCAAAGCACUUCAACCAGCUAGGAGCUCGACCUUCUUUCACUCGCCACAUUAGAUAUUGGAAAAGGCUUGCCAACUGUCGGCUGUGUGGCUCAACACUUUCCUUUCAUCCCUGCAGUACUUUCACUUUCCUGAUUCCACAAAAUGGAAAGAAAUCAUCUUUCUUACCGAUCCUGUCCAGUUCAUUCUCUCCCUGAAUCCAUCAGGGAUGAAUUUGUGUGCAUGGAAAUGAUUUAAUAUCGCUUCAAAAGUGAUGAAGUCGUUCAGCCGCUGCACAGAGAGAUUUUCAGUUCACUUUUGAGCAAACUUGGCCAGGGGAAUCACUUCAGGGCCACUGAACCACUUAUGUUUGUGGAUCAUCCUGCUUUCUUUCUUUUAUCGAGUUCUCUUUCCAGUGUUGUUUACUAGAUUAUUUUUAAUGCACUUGAGGAAGAGUGAGAACUUACAAGUUGUUUAGAUUUUUCAUGUGUAACUAGACGUCAGGAGCAUCCACGUUUUUCCAGUGUGUCAUUUGGAUCUUCAUGAACAGGUCAAAUCUUGUGCUUGGAACGUGUUUCACUAGCAGUCGUGAAUAUUGAAAUGAUUCUCUUGAGGCUCUGGAUUGUGUCCUGGCUAGUGAAAUCAUCUGACCUUUUUAGGAGUUUUGUUCUAUGAGUUUGUCUUCCUGAUUGUUUUUAUGAUCAUAAAUGUACAUGUUGCUACAAUUUUGUUGGCGGUGGCUUGAAUCGUGGAAAUGGAAGUAGAGGAACAGACUUCAGCUGUCAAUCAAAAUUGUCAGAUGUACUCUAAAAGAUGAGACCAAGUGAAAAUAAAGUUGACCAAAUGUAAAAGAA
This is a messenger RNA of Micropterus dolomieu (smallmouth bass), 4517 nucleotides long. It is a transcript of the gene ganabb, whose product is annotated as glucosidase II alpha subunit b. The coding region runs from base 228 to 3062 and encodes 944 amino acids. The transcript is spliced from 25 exons. Gene Ontology annotation, cellular component: glucosidase II complex. Gene Ontology annotation, biological process: carbohydrate metabolic process; N-glycan processing. NCBI's taxonomy places the organism in Eukaryota, Metazoa, Chordata, Actinopteri, Centrarchiformes, Centrarchidae. The record is from RefSeq and is a predicted model, not a curated record. Gene Ontology annotation, molecular function: carbohydrate binding; glucan 1,3-alpha-glucosidase activity.